This is a messenger RNA of Diceros bicornis minor, 2084 nucleotides long. RefSeq names its product adhesion G protein-coupled receptor F4 (gene ADGRF4). The transcript is spliced from 8 exons. Gene Ontology annotation, biological process: cell surface receptor signaling pathway; G protein-coupled receptor signaling pathway. Gene Ontology annotation, cellular component: membrane. The coding region runs from base 9 to 2084 and encodes 691 amino acids. The record is from RefSeq and is a predicted model, not a curated record. Lineage: Eukaryota; Metazoa; Chordata; Mammalia; Perissodactyla; Rhinocerotidae. Gene Ontology annotation, molecular function: G protein-coupled receptor activity.
GUGUGAAAAUGAAGUCCCAGGCAACCACGAUUUGCUGCUUACUGUUAUUUCUGGCCACAGAAUGUUCUCACUAUAGAUCCAAGAUCCACAUAAAAGAUGGAGAUAAAAUUCAACAUCCUGAAGGGAAACCCAAGACUGGAAGGAUACAAGAGAAAUGCCAUGGACCUUGCAUCACUUUUUCCAACUGCAGCCAGCCCUGUGCUCAGCACUUUCGUGGAGAAAUCGGAUUUAUAUGUAACCAAAACAAGUGGCAAAAAUCAACUGAAACAUGUACAAGCCUUUCUGUGGAAACACUCUUUGAGGACUCAAAUAGUGCAUCACGCCUUUCCGUAGCAGCAGCAUCCAUACCUCUGCACAUUCUUGACUUUCGAGCUCCAGAGCCCAUCGAGAGUGUAGCUCAAGGAAUCCUCAAGAACUGUCCUCUGGAUUAUGCCUGCAUAACUGAUGUCGUGAAAUCAUCAGAAGCCACAGCUGGGAAUAUUGCAUUUAUAGUGGAGUUGUUAAGAAAUAUUUCUACAGACUUGUCUGAUAACGUUACCAGAGAGAAAAUGAAGAGCUACAGCAAGGUAGCCAACCACGUCCUCGACACAGCAGCCAUUUCAAAUUGGACUUUCAUUCCUGACAAAAAUGCCAGCUCGGAUUUGUUGCAGUCAGUGAAUUCAUUUGCCAGGCAACUCCACAUCCGCAAUGAAUCUGAGAACAUAGUGGAUGAACUCUUCAUUCAGACGAAAGGGUUUCACAUCAACCACAAUACCUCAGAGAAAAGUUUCAAUUUCUUCAUGAGCAUAAACAAUUCAACGGAGGGUGUCUUAGGAAUGCUAGAAAUUCCCAGGCAAGAGCUGUGGAAGCUGCCACCAAAUGCAUCCCAAGCCAUCAGCAUCGCUUUUCCCACCUUGGGGGCUAUUCUGAAAGAAGCCCACUUGCACAAUGUGAGUCUUCCCAGGCCGGUAAAUGGUCUGGUCCUUUCGGUGAUUUUGCCAGAAAGAUUGAAGCAAAUCUUACUCACCUUUGAGAAGAUCAAUAAAUCCCGGAAUGCCAGGGCCCAGUGUGUUGGCUGGCACUCUAGGAAAAGGCGGUGGGAUGAGAAUGUGUGUGAAACGACGUUGGAUAUCAGGCACAAAGUGAAAUGCCGGUGUAACUACACCAAUGCUGUGAUGUCCUUUUCCAUUCUAAUGUCCCCCAAAUUUAUAGACAACAAAGUCCUGGACUACAUCACCUGUAUUGGCCUCAGCCUCUCCAUCCUUAGCUUGAUUCUUUGCCUGAUCAUUGAAGCCACUGUGUGGUCCCGGGUGGUCGCGACGGAGAUAUCAUACAUGCGUCACGUGUGCAUCGUGAACAUAGCUGUGUCGCUCCUGACUGCUAACGUGUGGUUCAUCAUAGCCUCUAACUUUAACAAAAAGGCCCAAGACUACAACUGGUGUGUCGCAGUGACAUUUUUGAGCCACUUUUUCUACCUCUCUCUGUUUUUCUGGAUGCUCUUUAAAGCACUGCUCAUCGUGUAUGGAAUAUUGGUCAUUUUCCGUAGGAUGAUGAAGUCCCACCUGAUGGUCAUUGGCUUUGCCAUUGGCUAUGGGUGCCCGUUGGUCAUUGCUGUCACCACAAUUGCUGUCACAGUGCCAGGGAAAGGCUAUGUGAGAUCUGAUGCCUGUUGGCUUAACUGGGACAAUACCAAAGCCCUUUUAGCAUUUGUCAUCCCAGCCUUGGUCAUUGUGGCUGUGAAUCUUGUUGUGGUUUUAGUUGUUGCUGUGAACACUCAGAGGCCCUCUAUUGGCAGUUCCAAGUCUCAAGAUGUGGCCAUAAUUAUGAGGAUCAGCAAAAAUGUUGCCAUUCUCACCCCAUUGCUGGGAUUGACCUGGGGUUUUGGAGUAGCCACCCUCAUAGAAGGCACUUCCUUGAUAUUCCAUAUAAUCUUUGCCCUGCUCAAUGCUUUUCAGGGGUUCUUCAUCUUGCUCUUUGGAACCAUUAUGGAUCACAAGAUAAGAGAUGCUUUGAGGAUGAAGAUGUCUUCACUGAAGGGGAGGUCAAGGGUAGCAGAGAAUGCAUCGUUAAGCCCAACCAAUAGAGCUAAAUUAAUGAAUCGGUGA